Messenger RNA from Coregonus sp. 'balchen', 11011 nucleotides. The record is from the annotation of a GenBank genome assembly. Lineage: Eukaryota; Metazoa; Chordata; Actinopteri; Salmoniformes; Salmonidae.
AUGACUACCAUCUACGAAGAGAAUGAUCCAAAUUCUUUGGAGCUUGUGGAAGGUCUUGGUCAAGAUAACGGUCAAGAGGAGUUCGACUUCUCCUACCUGUUUUUGUACAACCCAUCUGAGGAUGACUUUCGCGGGAAUGAAGGUAAGGGUGCGAACAUUUUCCAUAGGUAAGUGCAAUCAAUAUGUUCCGACAAAUCUUUUGGUGUUAAAAUAAUAAAGGUUUAAAUUGGAGUUUAUAACAUUUUUAUUCAGAAUUUACAAAACAAAAGUAGCCUUAUCAUGUAAUCAUAUUUUGUACACUACUCAGAAAAGGCUACAGUCACAAAACGAAAUGUAAAAUAGAUUUCAAUUAGCUUUUUCUUGCUUGUACAAAUCCAUGGUUUUGUGAUUGAGUUUAUAUUUAGCCAGGUUGAACCAGUGGUGAAUGAUGGAGUCACUCCGUCAAUUUAAAACACAUGCUAUUUUGGGAACAUGUUUCCUAUUAUUGCUUGGAAUUGCCUGAUGUCCAUAAAAAAAUAUUUGGUAACAAAAUUCGUAAGAACAAAAAAUAUUGUCACUAAAAUGGCAGGCGUAUGGUAAUUAGUAAAACAAAAAUAAAUCCCAUUCUGAUCCUGAAAUGGUGCAAUCCAUGAUGCACUCCCCUAAAUGAGUACUCCCUUCAUUCUUCCAUAUUCUUUACAGACAACUCAAGGGUUCUCCCUCACGAUGGUCACAACCCUCCAUCUAUGGUGCCCUACCCUUGUGAUGACAGUUCCAGUUGUGCCCCUACAACCUCCAGCCAGUCCUCCUACUACCAUGGGCCUGUCACUGACUGCCUGUCUGGGCCUGGGUUUAACUCGCUGGAUUUCCCCUCCAGGCCAGGGGGUGCUCCCUCCCCCAGCCCUAGGAUUGAGAUCACCCCGUCUGGGGACCCUUACCGGACUCAGCCCCUGGAUGCCAGCCCCAGAUCCACGGCCCUGACUGUGCCUGGCUAUGAGAACACAGCCUAUCGAGAGCCCCAGUGCCUAAGCCCUGCCAGCAGCAACUCCUCUACAGGCUGGCUGUCCGAGGCCUGCUCUCCCCGGGCCUCGCCUUGUGUAUCUCCUAGUGGUGGUGGUGGUGGUGGGGGCGCGGUGGGCUUGACCACCUCGGACCACCUCCAGGGCAUCAACAUGUCCUCGGCUCACUCCUCCCCAGGGACCUCCCCGCGCACCAGCAUCACAGAGGAGACGUUCCUGGUACUGCAAAGUCAGCGGUCAUCCUCCCCCCACUCCCAUACUCACCCGCGCUCUCGUUCCGCCUCUCCCCAGGGCAAACGCACCUACGACCAGUACAGCGCCCCCAGCCUGGGGACCACCAGCAAGCAGCAGCUCUCCCGGAGCCCCAGCCCCUCGCCCCACCACCCCCAAGGACCCCAGGCCCAGGCUGACCCCCAGGCCAAUGCCUCUCAGCAGGCUCCCAGCCUUGAAGAGGGGUUGAGCAGCCUCAGCUCCAGCCUCAGCUCCAGCCUGCCCAGGGCGGUGCCCUCCAAGAUAGUGCGGCCCAGUGUGGAGUGCUAUACGUACAGAGAGAGCCAGGGGGAUGGCUGUGUGCAUCCCAUGGAGCAGGGGAGGAGAGGCAGAGCUGGGGCUGAGACCUACAUCCUCCCCACAUCUGUUUGGCCAGUUCCACUAGCCCACGGAGCCUUCAGGUAUAAUGUGCUACGGGAAUGAUGAUCCCUCAUAAGAAUGACUCUGUAAUUACAGGCUAUGUACAGAAGCAGUAUUAGGAAAACCUUAUUUCAUUUGAAAUUGUGAUUUCAUGUUCUGAUAUGUGAUCUGUAAUUUUGUGUGUGUGUUAUGGCAGGAAAUGUUACACUAAUGAUCUAACUCCGCUAUAACCAUUGAAAUCUCUCUCUCUCUCCCCUCUUCAGUAGCAUCUCUGUGCCAUCUCUGCCCCCUCUAGAUUUGCAAUUGCCCAGUCACUCAGACCAGUAUGAGCUCUGUCUGGAGCAGCAGCCUAAACAGCACCACCGUGCCCACUACGAGACAGAGGGCAGCAGGGGGGCAGUCAAAGCACCCGGCGGAGGACACACUGUGGUUCAGGUACUGGGGGAGGGGGAGUGGGAAUGUGUGUGUGUCUGUGUUAAAUCUAGGUAUGUGGGGAUGGUUGUUGACAAUGUGCCUGUGUGGAUGUUUGAGUGUGUAAAUGUAUAGUGCAGCUUGUACUCCCGUGUGUAUAAAUGUGUCUGUGGUGGUAUUUCCUUGUCAUUAUGUCACCCUGUCUGUCUCAGCUGCACAGCUACAAUAUGUAAAUAAACAUCCUUGUAUCAGCCUGCAUUAUUAGGACUACACCCAUUCAACCACAAAACCAGCACAGCACAGUUAAACCAACAUAGGGCGUUUUCACACUUGAAGUUCGGUACCUUGGUUCGGUUUCUUCGAGUUUUUGUGAGAAUUCAACAAAAUAAGUUUAGCUUUUACAAGACCUGACGAUAACCGUUUCAGGGUAGGAUUUGCGAGAUGCUCAUUCUACAUGACGUAAGCAAGCUAGCUUGUUUAUAACGGGUAAAAAGUUACAUGCGACUUGUGCUGCCGCCUCACAAUACCUAGUACGCUGGUCUUGGAUCUUGGACACGUUACUCACGCAUGCUUAUUAGCGCAGAUCAGGGUACCAAAGACUCUUGGAUCCAGAUCAUACAGGUGAUACGUGAAAGCUCCCAUACUCUCAUGUACUCUUCUUUACAACAAGUUACUACAAUGUUCUAUUCAAGUAGUUUGAGAGGACGCGCCCUAAGUGAAAGGAGAGGAAGACUCCCUGUUGAAAUAAAAGUUAAAUAAAUGAAAGCAAAUGGCUUAGUUUAGUAAGUUGUUUUGUGAUCUAGCAUCUCACACUCAAAACCUGCUGGAAUUUCCCUCCUUUACUGACAAAUGUUUUCCAUGUAAAGGUGAACACUUUCAACUUCUCAUCCCCAGCAGGCUCUCUAGCAAUUGAGCCUUUGAUCGAGGUUAACGUUCAGCUUCAUAUUGGUGGAAAAUCCACCAAUAUGAAGUAGUAGAUAGUUCAGAGACAUAUUGACUAAGCCAUUUUGUUUUUGAUGUAUAGUUACUAACGGAGUGAGCGGUCUUCUCAUUCCGUGACGUGAAAGCCAAGGCAUUUCUGGGUCCAGGGCAACAGUAGCGAUGCUAACCAUCUGCUAAUCAUUAGCCAUCUGCUACAUAUGCAAAUAAUUAUGUCGGGAGUUGGCCUUUCGUAACCUAUGAAGUCAUUUUCCUUCAUGAUGUAACAGACAAGAACUGUGAUAUUGUUGGAGGUAUUUAACCCUCGAUGAUCCCUAAGUAAUUAUAGAUGUCUCCGAUUUCAACAGUUUAAUAUUUUGAUGAGUAGGUGUCUAGAAUGAAUUGUUCUACUGUGGAUUACACAUUAGAAUGAGGUGCACAGUUCAAAUUAUCAAAAUUAGUCAGAGAUAUGAUUAUUUACCAUCAUGUAUAAAAGCUGAAGGAAUGCUGUGCAGUACAGGGGACACAGUAUCGAUUUCAACUUCCGAAAAAUCGAAGUAUGUCAGAUGUUUUUUUACCUUAAAAAGCAGUCUAAUGUCCACAUCCUAUGUCAUUGAUUGUGUAGAUCCAGCUUUGCCUCAACCCCAGAUGAAUGGAAAAGAAAGCACCGGGUAAGAUUUGGAAAAUAAAUGGUGCUUAUCAUUUCUAUUUAUUCUGGGUUGUGGCAUAUAGGUGGAUAUAUACAAUAGCUGGCUUGGGAUGUGGACUUAUCUCAACAUAAGACCAGUAUUGACGUCUGAAAACAUCUGUCAAACUUUGGUUUUGGAAUAUAAUGUCCCUUUAAAUAUCGAAUCCGCAUUAGGAGAAACAGAAACCCUGUUCGCCCCAGCACUUUUGUUGUUGUUUUUGUUCUGUGGUUGAAACGGAGGAGAAACUGAGGAGAAACUGAGGAGAGGAGCCUCCGGCAAAGUGCAAAAAAAUGUGCAGUACAUGUUCUGCUGUUCUAUUGCACAUGCAAUGAUGUCGGGGGGGGGGGGGGGGGGGGGGGGGGGGGACAGUGUUCGUUGUUUGCGGUAACUUCUUUGUUGUUGUAAUAUCCCAAACGGACGUGGCAGAUUCCAGCUUUAAUGGUAAAACUGUUUGUUUGUUUGUUGACAGCUUCAUGGGUACAGAGGCACAGCUCCACUGGGUCUGCUGGUGUUCAUCGGAACGGCUGACAAGAGGCUCCUCAAGCCCCAUGCCUUCUACCAUGUGCACCGCAUUAUGGGCAAAACCGUCACCACCCCCAGCAAUGAGAUAAUGGUCAAUGGCACCAAGGUCCUGGAGAUCCCUCUGGAGCCCAAGAACAACAUGAGAGCAGUGUAUGGAGAGCAGUCACAUUAGAGACAGUACAGUGUACACACACACACACACACGUUUUCAGAGCUAGGUUAUGAAAUAAUUAAUCAAAUAAAAUGUUCACUUCCCAUGUAAAGGAUUGACUGUGCUGGGAUCCUAAAGCUGAGGAACGCUGACAUCGAGCUGAGGACAGGAGAGACCGACAUCGGACGGAAGAAUACCUGUGUCCGUCUGGUCUUCCGGGUCCAUAUUCCCCAUCCAGGAGGACAGUAUGUCUCUCUUCAAGUGGCCUCCCUUCCCAUCGAGUGUUGUAAGUUAACUUUUGUUCCAGCAACCUGACUUCUAUAACUACUGCAAAUAAUAAUAAUAAUAAUAAUCUGCAGAGCGAUUUAAUCCAAACAUUUUCUUCAGUAAUGUGUGUUAUAAGGAUUAUAUAACUGGAAUUUAGUAAACUGCCUACCUGUCUAUAUGCCUUCCUGUCUAUUUGAAAUGUUAGUUAUUUUGCUCACAGCCAUUUGCUCGUGCAAAAUGUCACCCUCAGAAUGUGACUCGGGUUCUAAUGUUCUCCUAAUGACGUUUUACUGUGGUUCCACAGCCCAGAGGUCAGCCCACCAGCUUCCCACUGUAGAGCGCCAGGACGUAGACCGCUGCUCGGUUCUAGGGGGACAGCAGAUGAUACUGACCGGACAGAACUUCACCUCUUAUUCCAAGGUGGUGUUCACGGAGAAGACACCUGGUGAGGAAUUUACAAUCAAGCAAUCAAAUAUAUAAAGCCCUUUUUACAUCAGCAGUUGUGCCUUACAGUAACCCGGCCUAGACUCCAAAGAGCAAGCAAAAGCAAGUCAUUGUAUCUAGUAAUGGCGUACUGUACACUACCUUUAGUAAUGUUUGGCUUCAUGGUAGUAAAUUAUAGAAAUGGGCUAAGCCAGGAGGUUGUCGCCUAUUGGCUGCCUCAGACUUUUCUUCGUACAGCAGUAAUCAGCCUUCCACGAGCGUUGGCUUGUAUGAGCCGGAACAGCUCAUAUGCGCAGGAUCUGCGGUUUCUGUAGCAUGAGGCAGUUUGAUGUACAAGUACACCCCCUGGAUAGGACAGGCCUUACCCCCAAUCUAUCGCCGUAAUGCUUAGUGCCAAGCAGCGAUGCACCGGGACCCAUUUUUACAGUCUUUGGUAUGACUCUGCCAGGGAACAAAUCCCAACAUUCCAAUCUCAGACACUCAAACCACAAGGCCACUGAGUUUGUACAGCAGUAGUUGAUAACUAUUUUGAGUUAGUUGUCCUAUUGAGAAGACAAUUUCCAGAACAUUUGCUAUUUUUAAAAACUAUUGGCUCUCUCUUUCUCUUGCCAUUGUGCUCCGUUGUGAUCCAGAAUUACUGUACUGCACGUUCUAAAACCAACCAGCUCAUCUUUGACCUGCUUAGAUUUGUAUGGAUUGCUGGUCUCAAUGGACUGGUCUCCAAGCUCUCUGACAUCACCAUGGCUAUAUAAUGCAAAGCUUUAUUUCUUUGCAUAGCCCAACAUGGAUAAGAUGAUUAACAUCUAGUUUGUUUAUUUGUACUCCCAUCUUGUUUGCAUAUUGCCAAAGAAACCGAUAGUACUGGAGUUAUAGUACAGAGCAGUGAGAUGUCUAGUCUAGUCAUAACCCCCUGACUGAAAUACAGGAAGAGAAACUAGAUAAUAGGAUUAGUGACGCACUACUCCCAAGUUCAAACAGUCACAAAAUAGGGACGCACUGCACAUGCUCAAAUAACUCCGCACAAAUGAAAAAUGACUAGACCAAAAGGUUCUGUAAUAUUCAAGCCUAUGCCAUUUAGGAGACCAUUUUUUCUAAAGCAACCUACAGUACAGUGUAUGUAUGUGAUCCCUGUGGGAAUUGAAGCCAUGAUCUUAGCAUGGCCAGCACUACACUCUUACUAACUGAGCCACAUAGGACCUACUUAUUGCAAUGAUUCAUUUCCAUAAUUGUAUGGUCUUUACAGGAUUAUGAUGCCUCUGUAGAGUGUCACGUAACAAGGUGUGGGUGCAGAAUAGAAGUACCAUUAUGAGUUUGUAAACUGCUCUCUUGUUUACCAUGUGGUUUAGUGCGAGAGGAUGUGGUUAGACAAACAUCGAUACCAUCUUCAAGCAGAGAGAUGUUUUUUGUCUCACUUUACUCAAAACGUGGGCUGUGAGCAGUAGGUCAAAGUUUAGAUGGGAAUAUACUAGAGCAGAGAUGACAGAGAAUCUUUACUGAUACUGCCAACGUGCCAGUUACUGAGAAGAAAAUGUGGGUGGAUAGGGAGUUUUCAUAAAACCUCACUACCUUGAUAGAUUUACAGAUGCUUUCUUAACGUCCUGAGUAUGAAACAUGUAAUUGCUAAGUUUGUUGCUACCACCACAUUACUGGGUUUGUUUGUGCCAUUUGUGAGUUUUGGUCGGAUCUUAAAAGGUUCCAUUUGACUAUAACUACAUCAGCUAGCUCCUGUUUUAGAUACUUGUAUUUAUUUAAUAAAUAUGAUGUUAUUCCAGUUUUACUACUGUAGUUGCCUUCACAUCCCUCUCUGCUAAUUUUUUAGUUUGUUCAUAUCAAUCUCUGCUCUACUCCUAAUAUUUAAUUCAAUGUAUUCCAUUCAUGCUAAUGGUAUACUGCACUUGCAUUGUGUUUCUUUCAGAUGGGCAGCAAAUUUGGGAAGCGGAAGCAUCAGUAGACCGAGACAAAAGCCAAUCAGUGAGUUACCAUCCUAUCACCUUUAUGAAAAGUGACAUUAAAAUACUACUGGCUUUAUAAAGUACUACCUAACUCCUCUUCUACAUAUAUACACUAUAUAUACAAAAGUAUGUGGACACCCCUUCAAAUUAGUAGAUUUGGCUAUUUCAGCCACACCCGUUGCUGACAGGUGUAUAAAAUCAAGCACACCGCCAUGCAAUCUCCAUAGACAAACAUUGAGAGUAGAAUGGCCUUACUGAAGAGCUCAGUGACUUUCAAUGUGGCACCGUCAUAGGACGCCACCUUUCCAACAAGUCAGUUCGUCAAAUUUCUGCCCUGCUAGAGCUGCCUGUCAACUGGAAGUGCUGUUAUUGUGAAGUGGAAAUGUGUAGGAGCAACAAUGUCUCUGCCGCGAAGUGGUAGGUCACAUGAGCUCACAGAACGGGACCGCCGAGUGCUGAAGCGCGUAAAAAUCGUCAGUCCUCAGUUGCAACACUCACUACAGAGUUGCAAACUGCCUCUGGAAGCAACGUCAGCACAAUAACUGGUUCGGGCAAGACCCCUUAGUUCCAGUGAAGGGAAAGCUUAACGCUACAGCAUAAAGUAUUUGAUACACUGCCGAUCUUGCAGGUUUUCCUACUUACAAAGCAUGUAGAGGUCUGUAAUUUUUAUCAUAGGUACACUUCAACUGUGAGAGACAGAAUCUAAAACAAAAAUCCAGAAAAUCACAUUGUAUGAUUUUUAAGUAAUUAAUUUGCAUUUUAUUGCAUGACAUAAGUAUUUGAUACAUCAGAAAAGCAGAACUUAAUAUUUGGUACAGAAACCUUUGUUUGCAAUUACAGAGAUCAUACGUUUCCUGUAGGUCUUGACCAGGUUUGCACACACUGCAGCAGGGAUUUUGGCCCACUCCUCCAUACAGACCUUCUCCAGAUCCUUCAGGUUUCGGGGCUGUCGCUGGGCAAUACGGACUUUCAGCUCCCUCCAAAGAUGUUCUAUUGGGUUCAGGUCUGGAGACUGGCUAGGCCACUCCAGGACCUUGAGAUGCUUCUUACGGAGCCACUCCUUAGUUGCCCUGGCUGUGUGUUUCGGGUCGUUGUCAUGCUGGAAGACCCAGCCACAACCCAUCUUCAAUGCUCUUACUGAGAGGAGGAGGUUGUUGGCCAAGAUCUCGCUAUACAUGGCCCCAUCCAUCCUCCCCUCAAUACGGUGCAGUCGUCCUGUCCCCUUUGCAGAAAAGCAUCCCCAAAGAAUGAUGUUUCCACCUCCAUGCUUCACAGUUGGGAUGGUGUUCUUGGGGUUGUACUCAUCCUUCUUCUUCCUCCAAACACGGUGAGUGGAGUUUAGACCAAAAAGCUAUAUUUUUGUCUCAUCAGACCACAUUACCUUCUCUCAUUCCUCCUCUGGAUCAUCCAGAUGGUCAUUGGCAAACUUCAGACGGGCCUGGACAUGCGCUGGCUUGAGCAGGGGGACCUUGCGUGCGCUGCAGGAUUUUAAUCCAUGACGGCGUAGUGUGUUACUAAUGGUUUUCUUUGAGACUGUGGUCCCAGCACUCUUCAGGUCAUUGACCAGGUCCUGCCGUGUAGUUCUGGGCUGAUCCCUCACCUUCCUCAUGAUCAUUGAUGCCCCACGAGGUGAGAUCUUGCAUGGAGCCCCAGACCGAGGGUGAUUGACCGUCAUCUUGAACUUCUUCCAUUUUCUAAUAAUUGCGCCAACAGUUGUUGCCUUCUCACCAAGCUGCUUGCCUAUUGUCCUGUAGCCCUUCCCAGCCUUGUGCAGGUCUACAAUUUUAUCCCUGAUGUCCUUACACAGCUCUCUGGUCUUGGCCAUUGUGGAGAGGUUGGAGUCUUUUGAUUGAGUGUGUGGACAGGUGUCUUUUAUACAGGUAACGAGUUCAAACAGGUGCAAUUAAUACAGGUAAUGAGUGGAUAACUGGAGGGCUUCUUAAAGAAAAACUAACAGGUCUGUGAGAGACGGAAUUCUUACUGGUUGGUAGGUGAUCAAAUACUUAUGUCAUGCAAUAAAAUGCAAAUGAAUUACUUAAAAAUCAUACAAUGUGAUUUUCUGGAUUUUUGUUUUAGAUUCCGUCUCUCACAGUUGAAGUGUACCUAUGAUAAAAAUUACAGACCUCUACAUGCUUUGUAAGUAGGAAAACCUGCAAAAUCGGCAGUGUAUCAAAUACUUGUUCUCCCCACUGUACAAUGACAUUCUAGACAAUUAUGUGCUUCCAACUUUGUGGCAACAGUUUGGGGAAGGCCCUUUCCUGUUUCAGCAUGACAAUGCCCCUGUGCACAAAGCAAGGUCUAUACAGAAAUGGUUGGUCGAGAUCGUUGUGGAAGAACUUGACUGUCCUGCACAGAGCCCUGACCUCAACCCCAUUGAACACCUUUGGGAUGGAUUGGAACGCCAACUGCGAGCCAGGACUAAUCGGCCAACAUCAGUGCCUGACCUCACUAAUGCUCUUGUGGCUGAAUGGAAGCAAGUCCCCGCAGCAAUGUUCCAACAUCUAGUGGAAAGCCUUCCCAGAAGAGUGGAGGCUGUUAUAGCAGCAAAGGGGGGACCAACUCCAUUUUAAUGCCAAUGAUUUUGGAAUGAGAUGGUCGACGAGCAGGUGUCCACAUACUUUUGGUCAUAUAGUGUAUCUCACACAGCCUCAGUAUAGAGAUAUGGUAUGUCCACAGUCCACACUGUCGCCCGGUGAUACUCUAUGACAAAUGACUGAUGUUCUAUUGUACCAUAUUAUAUCAAGAGCAUGCUGUUUAUCGAGAUCCCUCCAUAUCGAGAUCACACCAUUUAUCACACGGCUAAAGUUAACUUCUAUGUGAUCAACGGGAGGAGGAAACGCAGUCAGGCGCAGCACUUCACCUACACUCCUUUAACAGGUGAGUCCAUCCAUACUCCUUAUAUAUUUUUGUCAUCAUUAGAACUGGAUCCGGCCACACCUUAAAUGGCAGUAACUUUAUCACAAUCCCAUUGCUUACUUAAAGGGAUAGUUCCCCCAAAUUACAAAAUGACAUUGACAAUCAGUGCCACCUCUGCCUAAACGCAGACUAUGUGGCGUGCUGCAUGUAGGAAGUCAGACGGGGUCUGAACUUACUGUUGAGAGAUAGCAUAGUAGAAUACACAACAUGCAAUUUAGAAAUUUGGUAGUGCAACAGCAGUUUUCCUCUUGUUAUGUCAGUCACUGACAGUCAAUAUAUAAUUUUGUAAUUUGGGGGAACUAUCCAUUUAACUUGUUUUUAGCGCCAACUGUCAUUUAAAACUCAGAUCAUCCAAAUUCUAAUUCUGAUUUACUGUUCUUUUCAGUUCCCUCCAUUAAAACGGAACCCGUAGAUGACAUCCAGUUUGGCCAGCUGGGUUGUACUGUGUCCCAGAUCCUAGGAGUGUCACCCAAGUCCUACCACCACACCCCCAGUAGCCAUCUCAACCCUAAUAGCCACAAGGCUGGCAUGACAACCUUGGUAUCCUGCCAGCAGGUGAGCCUCCACGACUCCAUUGUCAGAGUGUCAGCCUAUCAACAACAAGACCCAUCUGUCUAUUACCCCAGUAAAAGCAGAAGCCUGGGUAGCAGCCCUGUUCUGUAUCAAGAAAUGCACCACCACCACCACCACCCAGUGAUGACCCACUGUGGCUCGCCAUCUCAGAUGUCGAAUAUCGGUAGCCAGCACUACUCCACCCUAGUCUCCCAACCUUUCCACCCCUCUCACUCUGCCACCAAUCAGCGAGUUGUCAACAUUGCAGUCCCGUUGGCCCAACACCAGCAUGUCACCAUGGUGGGUGAUGUGUACCGGGCUGCAGCUUCAUCAUGGAAGGUUGGUGCCGCGCCAGAGGCCUGUUCAUCAGAAGGCCAGUACCAGGGUUUCAUGCAGAUGGUGGUGCCGGUCUUGGGCAGGUCUCCACAACUAUCACCACGACAUAGCCCUACCCUGGCCCAGAGGGGUCCAAUAACAGGGAGCCAGAGUGGGCCAGUCCUGGAGAAGGUGACGGUCAAGCAAGAAAACCUGAACCAAGCCUAUCUGGAUGAUGGUGAGUGA